Messenger RNA from Microsporum canis CBS 113480, 519 nucleotides. Its product is annotated as DASH complex subunit SPC19. The record is from RefSeq and is a predicted model, not a curated record. Gene Ontology annotation, cellular component: spindle microtubule; DASH complex. Bases 1 to 519 code for a protein of 172 amino acids. The transcript is spliced from 2 exons. NCBI's taxonomy places the organism in Eukaryota, Fungi, Ascomycota, Eurotiomycetes, Onygenales, Arthrodermataceae. Gene Ontology annotation, biological process: attachment of spindle microtubules to kinetochore.
AUGGCAUCAGCUCUGUCAUCUUCAGUUUCUUCUCUUCGUGCAUCCUUGCAGCUACUUGAAUCUUCAAUUGAUAUCCUUGAUGAAGGUGUAAACGAUUUCCCCCGCCUCUGCAAAGUACUUCAAUCUACAAGACACUUCGAAUUACUCCCUGAACCGACUUUGAAAGAAGCACAGCAAGCCAUUGUGGACGAAAUCACACCCAGUAUUUCUCAUCUUAUCACACUGGCGUCAAACCACACCGACAAGCUCGCGCGCCGACAGGAGGCGUUGAAAGCCAAAGCUGAGCUGCAAGAGGGGCGUUUAUACCACGAACCAGGACCCUCUUCUAGCGGGAGCAUGCAUCAUGAAAGAAAAGGAGUCUACUCUGCUUCUAUGGCUGGUGGUGCCGCUGGAGGCAAAGCCGCUGAACUACGCAGGCUAACACAGAAAAAAGAACGCCUACAGUAUGCUGUUGACCGAUUGGAACUGCAAUCAAAACAACGUGAACGUCAAUUAAGGAAAAGCAUGGCUGCUUCUUGA